ACGGUGAGAGGCGUUAGCGGCAGCAGCAGUAAGCCUGUGGGCUACAAUCACCACGAAAUCAGAAACGAAACCACAGCAUAGCCCAUAUCUGAGGGAGAGAAACGAGUAUCCAUUAGCUGGUUGAGUGGUUUCAUCGGGUGGAGCGACAUGUCAGAGACGUACGAUUUCCUGUUUAAGUUCCUGGUGAUUGGCAGCGCUGGGACUGGGAAAUCAUGCCUUCUUCACCAGUUCAUAGAGAACAAGUUCAAACAGGACUCCAACCACACCAUCGGUGUUGAGUUUGGCUCCAGGGUUGUCAACGUUGGUGGCAAAACAGUCAAACUGCAGAUCUGGGACACGGCUGGACAGGAACGUUUUAGGUCAGUGACCCGCAGUUACUACCGUGGAGCAGCGGGAGCCCUUCUAGCUUAUGACAUCACUAGUCGGGAGACCUACAAUGCUUUGACUAACUGGCUGACAGAUGCACGGACGCUGGCCAGCCCCAACAUCGUCAUCAUCAUGUGUGGAAAUAAGAAGGAUCUGGAUGCAGACCGGGAGGUCACCUUCUUAGAGGCUUCUCGCUUUGCCCAGGAGAAUGAGCUGAUGUUUCUGGAGACAAGUGCUUUAACAGGAGAGAAUGUAGAGGAAGCCUUUCUCAAAUGUGCUCGCUCCAUCCUCAACAAGAUCGAGUCAGGUGAGUUGGAUCCGGAGCGGAUGGGUUCUGGGAUCCAGUAUGGCGACGCGUCCCUGAGGAACGUCAGACAGCCCCGGGGCUCUGCUGCACAGACCAAGCAGCAGUGUAACUGCUAGGGGUCUGUAUGCCCUGACUACUACUUGACAACAGAUCUUUUACACUCAACCCCCCCCCCUCAGCUCCGGGUGUCUCUGGGUAUGCACGCCCCUUUAACCCCACUCUCCCAAUGUAUCCCCCCCACACCCAGACACAUCUGGAUCAUUUCUUAUGAAGUCCAUCUGCAACUUUUGACAAGUUUGACCUCAGAUAUUAAGCUGUUCGCCAAGGACACAUCUCUUGGCCCAUCUGCACUGGGCUGGAAGGCACCUAGUGUGGGCCACGGGCAGUAGAGGUGAAUCCUGACUUGACUGAGAGAAUGAGUGUGUGUGCUUUUUUAACUUGUCCUAUAAUUCUCACUCACACACACAGUUCCUUCUUGCAAAGCCAUCAACUAGACUUCACUGGACUGUGAUAAAUCAUUCAGUGUGUGCAGUGGAUGAAACAUUCCAUAAGUUUUGAAAACUAAAUAUUGUUGAAUCAUUACACAUAUUGUGAGAUAUCUGACCUUUGUUGGGAUAGUUCAAACAAAAAUAAUAUUUUUGUCAUGAUUAACUCCAUAUCCGGAUGACUUUAUUCCAUGGAACACAAAAGAUGUUAUGCUAGUCUCUGUCACCAUUCACUUUCAUUACAUAAAUUUACCAUACAAUAAAUCUAAAUGUGACCUCAAUCCGGGUUGCGAAGGACAAGUCUCAGUAGCCUCAGUUUCUGAGAUAGUCAAUCCGCACAUCCGGUUCAUGCUACUCUGCACGAUCCACGCACAACUUACCACGCGCCCCAUUGAGAGAGAGAACCACUAAUUGCGACCACGAGAAGGUUACCCCAUGUGACUACCUUCCCUAGCAACAGGGCCAGUUUUGCUUAGGAGACCUGGCUGGAGUCACUCAGCACACCCUGGAUUCAAACUCGUGACCCCAGGGGUGGAAGUCAGCAUCAAUACUCGCUGAGCUACCCUAAAAUACAUAUAAUAUUUGAUUGAUUUAAACUUUGAUGGCGAUUUUAGGAGAAUAUCACGAAAAUAGUCAGGUCAUAUUUCACUGCAAAAUCAAAAGAAAAAAAUUAACAUUAGAUUUUGGAUAAAGCAAAUGAGGUCCUUUAAGAUUUUCUCACAUUCUGACAUUGCUGUUGUGAUAAUUUAGCACAUUUAAACCCCCCUCCCUCAAUUCUCAGUAGCCUACUGUAGUGUGGAAACAAAUCUCAUUCUUAUUACCGUCAUGUGAAAAAAAUAAAUUUGUUCUUAUUAUUUAAAUGGUAAAAGUACUUUUCUAAGUAUACACUGCUUGGCCAAAAAAAUUAAAAAUAAAUCGCCGUUUGGAUUUAAAUAAGCAGAUAUUUAAGAGCCUAGGAUUGGAUAAUUAUGCUAAGGCUCAACAAUGUUAUGCGGCAAUAAAAUGAAGUCAGCUGUGUUGUACUGAAUGACCAGGUUAUCCCAUCAAUGGAUUUUUCUUCCCUGGCGGCACGGGUAUAUUCCAGUGCGACAAUGCCAAGAUUUAUCGAGCUCAAAUUGUGAAAGUGUGGUGCAGGAAGCAUGAGGAAUCAUUUUCAUACAUGAAAUGGCCACCACAGGGUCCUGACCUUAACCCCAUCGAAUGUAUUUGGGAUAUGCUGGAGAAGACUUAACGGAGUGAUUCGACUCUUCCGUCAUCAAUACAAGAUCUCGGCCAAAAAUGUAUUAAACUCUGGCUGGAAAUAAAUGUUGUGGCAUUGCAUAAGGUUACUGAUUUUAAUUUAAAACAUUUAAAAAUCACAAUACAGUAAUGAUAUAUAUAUAUUUUUUUUUUAUUUUUUUUUUGCCAUUACAGUAAUGAGAAUUUAGAGUGGGGAUGAUUGUCAUAAAAAUAAUGUUACAAUGCAAAAUAUAAAUAUUAGAAAAAUGAAUGAGAACAUUUUGAAAUUAAUGAUCCUACAAAUAGGCUAAAAUGUAUUUUUGCAAAAUAUACAUUUGGGGUGAGAUAUGAUCUAGCCCAGAAAUUCAAAGUUCAUCUUUCACGUCAUAAUAAAAAUAAACAAAAUAUCAACAUUAUAUUUUGCAUAAAGAAAAUGAUGCCUUUUUUAAACACCAUUAAGAUUUUCUAGCAUUGUGACUACUUGUGUGACAGUUAAACACAUUUAGACACCCUUCACCCAAUUAUCAGGAUCCAGCAGUUGUGUUAAAAAAUCUCAUUUUCAUUACCGUAAUAUUGUUUAAAUUAUAGCUAAAUGUAAUUAUGCAUUGUGCUGGUAUUUGUUGUACUGAAUUUAAUUAUUGAUAAAUGCUGAUUUUAAUUAACUUUUUGUCCUUCACAUUAUAAUAAUGAGGUUAUGAUCUUUGCAUUAAAAUAAUGAGAAUGUAAUGAAAAUGAUGUCACAAAGCUGAAUGGGCUUCUUUAUAUAUAUAUAUAUAUGUAUAUAUACACAUACACACAUGUACACACCCCCAGGAGAUCAGCAGUUACAGAAAUACUCAAAUCAGCCCCUCUGUCACCAACAAUCAUGCCACACUCCAAAUCAGUGAGAUCACAUUUUUUUCACAUUCUGAUGGUUGAUGUGAACAUUUACUGAAGCUCCUGACCCAUAUGAUUUUAUGCACUGCACUGCUGCCAUACGAUUGGCUGAUUAGAUAAUCGCAUGGAUGAUUGUUGAUGCAAUACGGGCUGGUUUGAAUAUUUCUGUAUCUGCUGAUCUCCUGAGAUUUUCACGCACAACAGUCUCUAGAAUUUCAGAAUUUAUUCAGAAUGGUGCCAAAAAGAAAAUGCCUCAAGUGAGCGGCAGUUAUGUGGACGGAAAUGCCUUGUUGAUGAAAAAGAGCAACAGAGAAUGGCUAGACUCUUUCAAACUGACAAAGUCUAUGGUAACUCAGAUAACCACUCUGUACAAUUGCGGUGAGAAGUACAUCAUCUCUGAAUGCUGUUCUGAGAUGCUGGUUGGCGCUGUUUUGGCCUACACAAUAUUGGCAGGUUGUUUUAAUGUUGCGGCAGAUUGGUGUGUGUGUAUGUGUAUAUAUAUAUAUUAUUAUUGGCAGUGAAAUAUGAGCUGAACAUUUCAUUGUAAGAUUCACUCUUUUUCAGUUUAUAAAGCGUCAUGUAAAAAAAAAAAAAAGGACACCACAA
Xyrauchen texanus (razorback sucker) is the source of this 3858-nucleotide messenger RNA. It is a transcript of the gene rab4b, whose product is annotated as RAB4B, member RAS oncogene family. Bases 148 to 789 code for a protein of 213 amino acids. The record is from RefSeq and is a predicted model, not a curated record. NCBI's taxonomy places the organism in Eukaryota, Metazoa, Chordata, Actinopteri, Cypriniformes, Catostomidae. Gene Ontology annotation, biological process: Rab protein signal transduction; regulation of endocytosis. The transcript has 8 exons. Gene Ontology annotation, molecular function: GTP binding; GTPase activity. Gene Ontology annotation, cellular component: endosome.